Alnus glutinosa is the source of this 2180-nucleotide messenger RNA. RefSeq names its product ruBisCO large subunit-binding protein subunit alpha. Lineage: Eukaryota; Viridiplantae; Streptophyta; Magnoliopsida; Fagales; Betulaceae. The coding region runs from base 169 to 1926 and encodes 585 amino acids. The transcript has 8 exons. Gene Ontology annotation, biological process: protein refolding. The record is from RefSeq and is a predicted model, not a curated record. Gene Ontology annotation, molecular function: ATP-dependent protein folding chaperone; ATP binding.
AACCAAGCCUCUCUACGGUUCUGGAACUGGACGAAGCUUCUAGAAUCUCCUCUCGUCCAAUAAAACUAAACCCUAAGACCAACGCUGCCUUGUUGCCUCCUUAUCCACACGCUUGUGCACUUCCUCACUAACCCACAACCCAAAAACCCUAGCUUCGCUUUCUGAAAGAUGGCGUCAACUAACGCUAUUUCAACCGCAUCCAUUCUCUGCUCUCCCAAGCAGAGCUUGAGGAGGAGAGGUGAUCAUCAGCAAAGUAACAGACUGAAUUUCAGGCAACCGCGCAGCCGAUUUGCUGUGAGGGCUGCCGCAAAGGAUAUUGCAUUUGACCAGAAUUCAAGGUCUGCACUCCAGUCCGGAAUUGAUAAGCUUGCCGAUGCUGUUGGGCUUACUCUUGGUCCUAGGGGGAGGAAUGUUGUGUUGGAUGAAUUUGGAAGUCCUAAAGUAGUAAACGAUGGAGUCACAAUUGCUCGAGCUAUUGAGCUCCCUGAUGCUAUGGAAAAUGCUGGUGCAGCUCUCAUUAGGGAGGUUGCAAGUAAAACUAAUGACUCCGCUGGUGAUGGGACAACCACUGCAUCAGUUCUUGCUCGGGAAAUCAUUAAAUUGGGUCUUUUAAAUGUCACUUCUGGUGCGAAUCCGGUCUCAAUAAAGAGGGGUAUUGAUAAAACUGUACAAGGCUUGGUAGAAGAGUUGGAGAAGAAGGCUAGGCCUGUCAAAGGUCGCGAUGAUAUCAAAGCUGUUGCUACCAUAUCUGCGGGGAAUGAUGAGCUUAUUGGCACUAUGAUUGCGGAUGCAAUUGACAAGGUCGGGCCAGAUGGUGUGUUGUCCAUUGAGUCGUCAUCCUCUUUUGAGACAACUGUUGAAGUGGAGGAAGGAAUGGAGAUUGACAGAGGUUAUAUCUCCCCCCAAUUUGUUACAAACCCUGAGAAAUUGAUUGCUGAAUUUGAGAAUGCAAGAGUCUUGGUUACGGAUCAGAAGAUAUCAGCAAUAAAGGACAUAAUUCCCCUGUUAGAGAAGACCACUCAAUUGAGAGCCCCAUUACUUAUAAUUGCUGAAGAUGUCACUGGGGAGGCCUUGGCUACCCUUGUUGUAAAUAAGCUGCGAGGCAUUCUCAAUGUUGCUGCCAUUAAAGCUCCUGGUUUUGGUGAGAGGAGAAAAGCCCUCCUUCAAGAUAUUGCCAUUUUGACAGGAGCUGAGUUCCAAGCUAGUGAUCUGGGUCUGCUUAUUGAGAAUGCCUCAGUCGAGCAGCUUGGUCUGGCUAGGAAGGUAACCAUCACCAAGGACUCGACCACCAUUAUUGCAGAUGCUGCAUCAAAGGAUGAGUUACAAGCAAGGAUUGCACAGUUGAAGAAGGAAUUGGCAGAGACAGAUUCAGUUUAUGACUCAGAAAAACUAGCUGAGAGAAUUGCCAAAUUGUCUGGCGGUGUAGCUGUUAUAAAGGUGGGCGCUGCAACAGAAACUGAGCUUGAGGACCGGAAGCUACGUAUUGAAGAUGCCAAGAAUGCCACUUUUGCUGCCAUAGAGGAAGGGAUUGUGCCUGGUGGUGGUGCUGCAUUGGUUCAUCUUUCAACUCACGUUCCUUCCAUUAAGGACAAGCUUGAAGACCCAGAUGAGCGGUUAGGUGCUGAUAUUGUGCAGAAGGCACUGGUCGCACCAGCAUCACUGAUAGCGCAAAAUGCUGGAAUUGAAGGUGAGGUGGUUGUGGAAAAGAUAAAAAACAGCGAGUGGGAAGUUGGUUACAACGCUAUGACAGACGUGUAUGAGAACUUGGUGCAGGCUGGAGUUAUUGACCCAGCAAAGGUUACACGAUGUGCAUUGCAAAAUUCGGCUUCAGUUGCAGGAAUGGUGUUGACCACUCAGGCCAUUGUUGUGGAAAAGCCUAAACCAAAGACACCCAUGGGUGCUCCUCCGCAAGGACUUGCUGUGUGAUCUUGAGGCGCUUCUAUACCGUUUAGGAUUUUAGGUAUAAAGAGAGGUUUUAUUGCGGUGAGUUAAGAGGACAUUGUAAUUUCAACUAGUAAUUGACCUGUUUUUUUGUAUGGAUUUAGAAUAUUGUCGUAUUAAUUGAUUGCCUUUUCAGUUGUACGGCCGUCUGUAAUACCUCAGGGAAGCCUAGCAUUUUCACUGGUCAUUGCCAUAAUAUUCUUACAUUUUUAAAUUUAUCAUUGAAUUUGUUGGACUCA